Morchella importuna is the source of this 285-nucleotide messenger RNA. RefSeq lists its product as uncharacterized. Bases 1 to 285 code for a protein of 94 amino acids. The transcript is spliced from 6 exons. Lineage: Eukaryota; Fungi; Ascomycota; Pezizomycetes; Pezizales; Morchellaceae. The record is from RefSeq and is a predicted model, not a curated record.
AUGUGCGGCCGCUGGGAGCCAUGUGGGUAUAUAGAAAUCGCGGAGAUCUAUAUCGCACUCUACCGUGGCGGGGUGCUUUCGGAAUCUGCGGCCGCUGCAGAUUUAGAACUGACAUAUGCGGCCGCUGGAGAAUAUCGGCAUAUUCGAAAUCAUACCCACAUGCGUCAAGCUGGUAAACGUGUCGAUUCGAUGAUUACCGUUCUGAGUAAGAUUCUCAGAUAUGCAAUUCUCUUUAUGGCCAUGACCCACAUAAGGUUUAGCUGGAAGUUCAAAAAAGAAUCCUAG